AUGUCUAACAACAGUCAGAGCAUGAGCUUCCAGGCUGGCCAAGCUAAAGGCCAAACCCAGGAGAAGGCAAGUAACGUGAUGGACAAGGCCUGCAAUGCUGCCCAAUCUGCUAAGGAAUCAAUUACAGAGACUGGACAGCAGAUGAAGCAGAAGGCACAAGGUGCGACUGAUGCCAUUAAGGAAAAGACCGGCAUGAACAAAUGA
Messenger RNA from Microthlaspi erraticum, 204 nucleotides. Lineage: Eukaryota; Viridiplantae; Streptophyta; Magnoliopsida; Brassicales; Brassicaceae. The record is from the annotation of a GenBank genome assembly.